Drosophila serrata is the source of this 1790-nucleotide messenger RNA. RefSeq names its product arrestin domain-containing protein 3. Gene Ontology annotation, biological process: protein transport. Lineage: Eukaryota; Metazoa; Arthropoda; Insecta; Diptera; Drosophilidae. The record is from RefSeq and is a predicted model, not a curated record. Gene Ontology annotation, cellular component: cytoplasm.
UUGCUCCGGUAGCUCCCGAGCUGAAGUGAUGAAAUUGUUAGUGAAAAAGGGCCUUAAUCCUAACCGGAAGUAGGUGCAGCAGUCAUGCCCACCACCUGUGUCUUUCAGCUGGAUCGCCUGAAUCCUGGCUACAACAGCGGCGAAUACAUCAGCGGUCGUAUUUUACUCCGAACGGACAAGGUGAAGCGCGUGAAUGCCGUCUAUGUGACCCUGGAGGGUGAGGCCAAGGUUCAGUGGUCGAUGAGCGGCAAAAGCGAGACGGCCAAUUAUUCGGGCCAUCAGCAAUAUUUACAUUCCCGCACCAAUGUGUUCGAUAACUCCCUCUUCCGUGCUGGCGUCCACGUCUAUGUGCUCACUCUAAGGAUACCCCCGGACUGUCCCAGCACCUGCAAGGGUCCGUACGGUUAUAUAGCGUAUCACCUCUCCCUGACCAUCGACAAGCCUUGGGGCUUCGACGAGGUCUUCAGGAAACCCAUUAAUGUAGUGCAGACGUUGGACCUCAACUACAACCCAGAGUUUGCGCUUCCCGUGAAGGAUGAAAACAUUAAAUAUCUCUGCCAUUGGCCCUGUAUUUCGGGUCCCAUCAGUUCCACUCUGUCUCUGCCCGCCUCUGGAUUUACUCCAUUGCAGGAGGUGCCUUUCCGCUUGGAGGUGGACAAUCAGUCGCCGCACUAUGACAUCAAUGCUGUGGAGGUGUCCAUCAAACAGCACUUUGUCUUCCUGUCGCGGAAUCCCGUCAAGCGGAAUUUCUAUACAAAGACACUGAUUAAGGAGGUUAUCGCAGACCGCACCUUGCGCCUAUCCAAGAGGCAGUACGAGUCCAGUAUCUGUGUGCCCAUGGAUACACCACGAUCCACACUCAAUCCCAACUAUAUUGUGUUUAUUCACUACACGCUGCAGGUGAAACUGAAGACGGGGUGCUUCCACUACGAUACGGAUCUCUCGGUGCCCAUUAUCGUGGGCACCACCUCGCUGCAGCAUCUCCGCAACUCUGUGCACACCCAUCAGCCAGCAAGGAGGACGACCACGCCGGAGAGGCAGCGACUAAUCGAAAGGGUGACUCCUCGGCCACCAACGGUGGAGGAGGAAACAGUUGCAGAGGCGGCGGCCACGACAACCGAUGAACCACACCAGGCCCUCGAUGAUGAUGAGCCGCCGAGCUAUGAUAGUUGCCUUCCGCCCUCCUUCAGUUUUGCCACAUUGGCAGGCAGUCAGCAGACUCUGGGAAGUAAUCAUGCCGUGGUCCUGCAACGAAUUCACUUACCAAAAUUUCCUGGCUUCAGCACACUUAUUGGAACAGCUCCGGCUCACGGAAUGGAGGACUCUGGCCUGGAUAUGCAUAUGUACAGGUCAUACGGUUCCCUGAACACGGAUCACACGGGCCGGAGUUUGGAUACCUUUGGAUCGCUCUGCGGUCCCCUCUCCGAGCACGUUGAAGAGCAUGAACAUGAGGCUGAGGAUGUGGCUGAGACGCUGGAUGUGACUGCCCAGGUGCAUCAGGUGGCAACUUCACAGGCUCGAGUGGCAGAGUCCGAGGAGGAUCUGUUAGAGGAACACCUGUUCUAGUGAAGGUUUAGUGUCUUAUAUACUACGUAUAUACAGUAACAAAGUAACUAAGUGUUCAAGACUAAGGCUUAAACGAGAUUUUUAGGCUGGAUUCACGAGUCCGUCGUCUAGUUUUAGUGAGCUUUCAUUGCGCAGAUCUGUACACUCGCCGCGUACCAUCCAAAAUUGAUCGAAUCGAACUUAUUGAGUGCCAAAAUCUAUAUAUAUAUAUAUAUUUAUCGCUU